AUGAUCAUGGACCCUCUCCACUCUGGCUACCCUCGCUCUGGGUUUGACCCCUCCAGCGGGAUCCCUGACAUCCUACCGCCUGGAGCUGUUCCCCCAGGAGCGCGCUUCGACCCCUUUGGCCCUUUGGGACUACACCGGCCGGGCAUUUCCAAUCCAGCCAACUCAUGUGAGAUUCCUGUGCUGUCGCUCACUCCUCGUAUGCAGGGCCGGCCCAGGGCCUAG
Knipowitschia caucasica is the source of this 222-nucleotide messenger RNA. NCBI's taxonomy places the organism in Eukaryota, Metazoa, Chordata, Actinopteri, Gobiiformes, Gobiidae. The record is from the annotation of a GenBank genome assembly.